This is a messenger RNA of Entrophospora sp. SA101, 381 nucleotides long. Lineage: Eukaryota; Fungi; Glomeromycota; Glomeromycetes; Entrophosporales; Entrophosporaceae. The record is from the annotation of a GenBank genome assembly.
AUGCAAGCUACAAGAAAUUUAUUCAAAGCGGCACAAAAGACAACAACAGGAAUAUUUGGGAUAGAAGUACAUCCAAAUCCAAGACCACACUUAAUAAAAAUCUAUGAUAAAACAUUGAGAGCGCUCACAAAACUGCCUUCAACCUCAGUUUAUCGUCAAGCCACUGAAUCAUUCACUAAACAAAGAUUAAAAAUUGUGGAAGGUACAAAAGAAAUUGUGGAAAUUGAGAAUAAGAUAAAUUGUGGACAAAUUGAAGAGUUGAUUGUACAAGCAGAAGAUGAAUUGAAAUUGGUCGGUAAAAUGGAAGAAUGGAAACCAUGGGAACCUCUUGAAGUUCAACCACCAAAAGAUCAAUGGAUUUAUGAAACUAAUGAAAAAUAA